AUGGGAGAGCAUCCACAAGAACAGAGGAAGGUGGUGAAGCCUUACAUCUCCCCUCUUCCAUACCCUCAAAGGUUGCAAAGGGAGCUCAAGAACCAACAAUUUUGCCAAGUUUCUGGAGGUUUUAAGAAGCUGGAAAUCAACAUCUCCCUUACUGAAGCAUUGGAGCAUAUGCCUUCAUAUGCAAAGUUCCUAAAAGAACUCAUUAACAAGAAGAAAAUCUGGAAUGAGAAGGAGACUGUGAUCUUGACACAAGAAUGCAGUGCAGUGAUUCAAAAGGGUCUCCCACUAAAACUCAAAGAUCCUGGGAGCUUCUUUUUGCAUUGCACUAUUGGCAACAUGUCCAUUGAUAAGGCACUGUGUGAUCUAGGAUCAAGUAUCAAUCUGAUGCCUUUAUCUAUGCUGAGAAGGUUGUCUAUAGAAGAAGUAAAGCUUACAAGGAUGUCCUUGCAACUUACUGAUAGAUCAAUUGUAAUCCCUAAUGGAGUGGUUGAGAAUCUCUUAGUCAAGGUGGGUAAGUUUAUUUUUCUAACGGAUUUUGUGAUCUUGGAUCUAGAUGAAGAGGGAGGCGAUUCUGUUAUAUUAGGAAGGCCUUUCCAAGCCACAACAGGAGCCAUCAUUGAUGUGGAGAAAGGAAAAAUGACCAUGAGAGCACAUGAUGAGUAG
Arachis ipaensis is the source of this 663-nucleotide messenger RNA. RefSeq lists its product as uncharacterized. The record is from RefSeq and is a predicted model, not a curated record. Lineage: Eukaryota; Viridiplantae; Streptophyta; Magnoliopsida; Fabales; Fabaceae.